Cylicostephanus goldi is the source of this 1062-nucleotide messenger RNA. The record is from the annotation of a GenBank genome assembly. NCBI's taxonomy places the organism in Eukaryota, Metazoa, Nematoda, Chromadorea, Rhabditida, Strongylidae.
AUGACAGAGACAUGUGCGUUACUUCGAGCUAACGGAACUGUGCCUUCGUCAUCACCCACCAUUGCCAUCAAUGUUGGAGGCCGAAGAGCAAGGCUAUCGGUCGAGCUGGUAAAUCGACGACUGGAAAGCUGCCGGCUCUCUAGCUUUUUCCGUAAGUCUCACAUCGAGAAACUAACGGAUUGUGAUGCAUACUUCGAACAUACCGGAGAAUACUACUUUGAGCGAAGCCCGAUCAUUUUUGAAUACAUCGUCGACUUCUUCGUCACAGGAAAGCUGCAUCGGCCCAUGGACAUCUGUCCGAUCAGACUCCGAUACGAACUGGACUAUUGGAGGAUACCCGUCAACUAUCUUUCCCCCUGCUGUAUGUUAGAAGAAAACAAUAACACGCGGCCUAAAGUUGAAAUGAAUCACCAUGACUCGACUUGCCCAGCGUCGUCCUUCGACAAAGUAUGGAUGGGACCCAUGCGACUCAGCCUCUAUCGGUUACUUGAGAACCCACGAUCAUCCUUCGGAGCCAAAGUGUUCUCCAUAAUCUCUGCUUUUUUCGUUUUAUUUUCUCUGUUAGGUCUGAUACUUAGUUCAAUGCCUGAGCUACAGGACGAACACAAAGAACCACACUACAUUCUCCAGUGGCUCGAUUGUAUGGCUUACUUUACUGUGGAAUAUCUAGCACGUUUCGUUGUGAAUCCUAAUAAGGCAAAGUUUAUUCGAUCGCCUCUAAAUGUGAUUGAUGUGCUGACAAUCCUACCAUUCAUUAUUGAAGCUUUCAACGAACUGCAAUGGAUGAGAAAUUUUAGAGGAGCCAUGCUUGUGGUGCGAGUGAUGCGAUUGGCACGAGUGGCACGAAUUUUUAAGCUCGCCAGGUAUAGCACUGGUUUGCGAGCAUUUGGAGAAACUAUGAAGAAAAGUGCUGCCGAACUUAGCAUGCUGGGCAUGUUUCUAGUCACAGGCAUAAUGCUGUUUUCAACAGCCAUCUAUUUUUUUGAACGAGAUGAGCCAAAUUCAAAAUUUUAUUCAAUACCAGCUGCAUGUUGGUGGUGUGAGUUUUUCAAGCUUUUUUGA